Messenger RNA from Staurois parvus, 618 nucleotides. The record is from the annotation of a GenBank genome assembly. Lineage: Eukaryota; Metazoa; Chordata; Amphibia; Anura; Ranidae.
GUCUAUUAUGAGCUAUAAUGGUGGGGCCGUCAUGGCCAUGAGAGGAAAAAACUGUGUGGCUGUAGCUGCUGAUAAACGCUUUGGAAUUCAAGCUCAGAUGGUGACAACAGACUUCCAGAAGAUCUUUCCCAUGGGGGAUCGUUUGUAUAUUGGACUGGCCGGCUUGGCAACUGAUGUGCAGACAGUGUCCCAGCGCCUGAAGUUCAGAUUGAAUCUUUAUGAGCUUAAAGAAGGACGCCAGAUAAAACCUAAAACUUUCAAAAGCAUGGUGGCUAACUUGUUGUAUGAACGAAGGUUUGGUCCUUACUAUGUUGAACCAGUUAUUGCUGGUUUAGACCCAAAGACCUUUGAGCCAUUCAUUUGCUCUCUGGAUCUUAUUGGAUGUCCAAUGGAGACUGAAGACUUUGUUGUUAGUGGGACAUGUUCAGAACAGAUGUAUGGCAUGUGUGAAUCUCUCUGGGAGCCAGACUUGGAGCCAGAGGACCUUUUUGAAACCAUUUCACAGGCCAUGCUGAAUGCUCUGGACAGAGAUGCUGUGUCUGGAAUGGGGGGGUGGUUGUACACAUCAUAGAAAAAGAUAAAGUUACCACUCGGACACUGAAGGCGCGUAUGGAUUAA